AUGGAGAAGGUUCCUGAUGGUCGCGAAAGUGGGAGAUUUGAACUGAUCUCUACUGUUCUUCGUUCGCGUUGUUACCGCCCUUUUCGUCCCACCUAUCUCAUCCAAUUUGUCAAACUGUUGAUCCUUCCAUCCCCAUCGAGUGGAGUAUCACUGAUCUUACACUCAAGCAUCUUUGAGGUUGAUGUCAAUCCUCUCAAAAACUAG
This is a messenger RNA of Schistosoma mattheei, 204 nucleotides long. The record is from the annotation of a GenBank genome assembly. Lineage: Eukaryota; Metazoa; Platyhelminthes; Trematoda; Strigeidida; Schistosomatidae.